This is a messenger RNA of Zingiber officinale, 3194 nucleotides long. RefSeq names its product WD repeat-containing protein 44-like. The record is from RefSeq and is a predicted model, not a curated record. Bases 196 to 2682 code for a protein of 828 amino acids. The transcript has 7 exons. Lineage: Eukaryota; Viridiplantae; Streptophyta; Magnoliopsida; Zingiberales; Zingiberaceae. Gene Ontology annotation, molecular function: protein binding.
AAACGGCAACUCAUAUCGCCAGCCUUUUCUCUCCUUCCUUCCUUCGUCCCCCUCGCCUCCGUGUCGUUUCGCCCGUUACAUCGCCGAUACGAUCGAUUCCUUCUCCUGGCGGUGGCGGCCGCUUCUCUUUGUAUAUAUAUCCCUUCCCCGCGGCGAGGCUGCCGUCGCGGCCGUAUUGCGAUUCGGAAUGCCGGAAUGAUGAGACGUAACGCCGUCGCGGAAGAAGGGGAGGACGAAGAAGAGUUCUACGAGUCCUUGGACCGGAUCCUCUCCUCCUCCGGCUCCUCCACCUCCGGCUCCGCCUCCGACGACGACCACGGAGACGACGGCUCCUCGCCGCUGCUGUCCCACGACGUCUGGACCUCCGAGCCCGCCCCUGUGGCCGAGCGCCGCCGUUUGCUCUUCCAGCGAUACGGCCUCGCCGGAGACUCCAUCCUUUCCCGCCUCCCUCGCCCCGGCGACGCCCCGGCGCCUGCCCUCGAUGCCCCCUUUUCGUCCGACGCCAGAUCCGACGCCUCCCUGGAACCCUCGUCUGUGCGUACGGCCGAGCCCCUUGUCCGCCCGCACCGGCACCGCCACCGCCAGAGAUCCGCCAAUCUGUCGGUUUCGAUUUCUCGAUCCUCGUCCUCGGGGGUUAUUGAGGUCUCCGACGGCGACGGCGGUAGAGGAAACCGACGCCCCGAGGACUGCGGCGCCGCCGAUUGCGACGAUCCCAGGUGCUUGAUCAGGAACCUCGACAACGGGAGGGAGUUCGUGGUGAAGGAAUUCGGGGAGGAUGGGAUGGGGAAGAAGUUCAGGGAAGUGGGGACUGGGCGCCAACUCACGAUGCAGGAAUUCGAGAUGUGCGUUGGCUGCUCGCCCAUCGUUCAAGAACUGAUGAGGCAGCAGAAUGUGGAGGAUGCAGAGGCUGGGCGGCGGAGCAGCGUCGGCUCUGGUGAGUCUGGCAGCGGGCCGCGAACAGAUGGGGUUUUGAAAGGAGGAACACGGUCGAAGAAGAAAGGCGGCUGGUUGAGGAGCAUUAGGACUGUGGCUGGGGCUGCUAUCACCGGAGGACACCACCACUACCACCAGGACCGUCGGAGCAGUGAUGACAAGGAUACAUCCUCGGAGAAGGGAGGGAGGAGGUCGAGCUCUGCGACCGACGAUAGCCAGGAUGGUGCACAGGGCCUUGACCUUCGGGUCAAGGUCUCUCAGUAUGGAAAGUCUCACAAGGAGUUCACUGGUUUGUACAUGAGCCAGGCAAUUCAGGCACAUAAUGGUUCUAUUUGGAGCAUCAAAUUCAGCUUGGACGGCCGGUACCUAGCCAGUGCAGGGGAGGAUUGUGUCAUUCAUAUUUGGGAAGUCUCUGAUAUCAGUACAAAGAGUGAUUUGCUCAAGGCUGCAGAGGAGAAUGAGAAUUUCAAGCCAUUUGCUAUGGCAAUCAGUAAUUCCCCUUCAGAUCCAAGAUCAGUGUUGGCUUGCGCAGAAGCAAACUCCUGGGAUAAGAAGAGAAGAGCAAAGAUCCCUAAUGGCCGGAAGUCUAACAGCUCAGACUCUGUUAUAAUGCCUGAGCAUGUGUUUGCUUUGUCAGACAAUCCUUUCUGUUCUUUCAGAGGGCAUGUUGAUGAUGUCCUUGACCUCUCCUGGUGGAAAUCACAGUAUCUUUUAUCAUCUUCCAUGGAUAAAACUGUUCGACUUUGGGACUUGCCCAGCAAAUCCUGUUUAAAGAUAUUCACACAUAGUGACUAUGUGACUUGCAUCCAAUUCAAUCCUAUUGAUCAUAGGUAUUUCAUCAGUGGAUCCCUGGAUGAGAAAGUCCGCAUAUGGAGUAUUCCUGAUCGACAAAUUGUUGAUUGGGAUGAUUUGCAUGAGAUGGUCACUGCUGCUUGCUAUACCCCUGAUGGACAGGGUGCUCUUGUUGGUUCUCACAAGGGAAGUUGCCACCUGUAUGACACAUCUGAUAAUAAGCUUCUCCAGAAAAGUCAGAUUGACUUACAGAACAAGAGAAAAAGAUCCAGGCACAAAAAAAUUACUGGCUUCCAGUUUGCUCCUGGGAGUAACUCAAGGAUAUUGAUCACAUCGGCAGAUUCACGAGUCCGGGUAGUUGAUGGCAAUGACCUAAUCCACAAGUUUAGAGGUUUUCGCAAUAGAAGCAGUCAAAUCUCAGCAUACUGGACUGCUGGUGGCAAGUAUGUGAUCUGUGCCAGCGAGGACUCUCAAGUUUAUGUAUGGCGAUAUGAUGAAGAUUCUCAACCUAACCGGACUAGAACCACUGCAACUGUCACACAAUCUUAUGAGCAUUUCCACUGUCAAGGAGUGACCAUGGCUAUUCCAUGGCCAAGCUCAGGAAUGGGAGGGAUGGCAAGGGCCCCCUCAAACAAACAGAAUUCUCUCAGCGGAGAAUCUCAGGCAAAUUCACCACUAAAAGGUGAAACUGAUGGGGCCCAUCUUUCACCUUCUCCUCAAUCCCAGAACACCAGUCGUCUAAGCCCAAGAUCAAAUCACUUUUGUGAUAGGGGUUCAGCAACUUGGCCUGAAGAGCUCGUGGCUUACAAACAGAGCCUUCGAGACAAUGGCGAUCCAUUCAGCAGUGGGUACAUGCCAGUGCAAAGUUCGUCAACCUGGGGGUUGGCGAUCAUCACAGCAAGCCGAUGCGGUGAAAUCAGAACUUUUCAGAAUUUCGGCUUUCAGUACCAAAUAUAAUUUCUUACUUUUUUUCAAAUGAUGCAAGAUGUAGAAUUGCUCGCCGGCCUUGCUGCCACAACCUCCACUUCCCAGGUUGAGGCUGUAGUUCCUAUACAGUUAGAUGGAUACGCGGUGAGACUUGUAAUAUCUAUGCAUGGUCUAUUCGCAAGAGAACCAAUCCCACAUGCUCGGUGGAUGUUGGUAUUGCAAGAAUGUUGUUCAAAUGUACAUUAAAGCGGAAGAAGCUGAACACGGCGGCGAUACUUAGAGCUGCUUUGGGUUUGGUUAUCUGCUCUCUCUCUUUCUCUCUCUCGGCCAAAACAAUCAUGUUUUGGGAUAGUGUGUUCUAGCAGUCCCCUUCUCCCUCAUUAUUUCAUUCUGCUAUAUGUUGAUGUAACCAGAGAAAUUAAAUUCAAAUGUUGCAAGAAAGUUACACGUAGUUUAUGGGUCUGUUUACAGUUGACACGGUUAAUUAGUUUAACUGACUGAUGAAAUUUAAUUGUAAUCAUUUAUUGGAUCUGGACCGUUGA